This is a messenger RNA of Ustilago hordei, 1899 nucleotides long. RefSeq lists its product as uncharacterized. NCBI's taxonomy places the organism in Eukaryota, Fungi, Basidiomycota, Ustilaginomycetes, Ustilaginales, Ustilaginaceae. Gene Ontology annotation, cellular component: mitochondrial matrix; cytoplasm. The transcript has a single exon. The record is from RefSeq and is a predicted model, not a curated record. The coding region runs from base 1 to 1899 and encodes 632 amino acids. Gene Ontology annotation, biological process: tRNA N1-guanine methylation; mitochondrial tRNA methylation.
AUGUCCGUCUCAUUGGACGAAGCGUCAAGCUCGUCAGCAGCAGCGACAAUGACCACUCGCACAGCUAUGCGACAGAACAAGCUCGUCGUCUCUGCCCCUCCGACCGUUUCUCGUUUCUCCGGCACAGAACCAGAGCUGGAAACGAUGGAAGGAGCAGCCCGCCUCCUCGACCAGCUCAAACCUGCCUUUACCACCCAGCUUCAGCUCCAAGCCAUCGGUCUCUCUGGCCGUCAGCUCCCUCUACUCACCAAGGACGAACAGAUCAUGCCACACCUUUUCAACGCAGCAGGCGUGCGCUACGUCCAACCGCACCCAAACGGCGACCCCUCUCAGCGCAUCCUCCUUCUCAACGUCCCUUCAUCCUCACCUACCCCUGAUCUUGUUCUUACAACCAUCCAGAAACACGGCUUUGAGCUCAUCAAAGAACACACUCUCGAGCUGGGCUACGACCAUCUCUCAUCCGACCAAGUCCUCGAAUCCCUCCUCCCCCAUCAAAUCGUUUCUACAGAAGGCGUCCCCAGCGGCUACACAAUCGUCGGUCACAUCGCCCACCUCAACCUCCUCGACAUCUACCUUCCCUUCCGCUACCUCGUUGGAGCCAUCAUUCUCUCCAAACACUCUUCCGCUCUCCGCACAGUCGUCAACAAGCUCGAUACGAUCGACACUGAAUUCCGUUUCUUCAAAAUGGAACUUCUCGCCGGGGAGCCAUACUACAUCGCUACCGUCUCCGAGUCCGAUUGCACGUUUGAAUUCGAUUUCCGCAGCGUAUACUGGAACUCCCGCCUGCACGCGGAGCAUAUGAGACUGAUCAACAAGUGCAGACCAAAUCAGGUGCUGGCUGAUGUGAUGGCAGGAGUGGGACCAUUUGCGGUUCCGGCGGCGAAGAGGGGGACUUGGGUAUUGGCGAAUGAUUUGAACCCGAGCAGUCAUGAGAGCUUGUUGAAGAAUGCCACCUUGAAUAAGGUCUUGGAGGGGGAGAAGGAGGGGGAGAGAUUUGAUGGAGGCUUGGUGGGGAAGUGUAUGGAUGGUAGGGAGUUCGUUAGAUGGUGCAUGGUCGAGGCGUGGAAGCGUGAGUUUCGGGGAAGACCGAAAGGAUUUGAUGGUGAAGAGGUGGAGAAGGAGGAUGAAAGGUUGAGAGAGUUUGCCAGAAAGACGAUCAAGGAGAAGAGUAAGAAGGUUAGGGCUGUACAUGCUGCUAGACACACCGCCAAAUCUUCUUCCACUCCAACAGAGCUUGCAAAGGAUGCAUCCCAACUCACCAUCAACCCUCCAGCGGGACCAGAGGUUGAUCGAUAUCCACCACGCAAACUCAUUGAUCACUUCGUAAUGAACCUUCCCGCAACAGCACUUGAAUUCCUCGAUGCUUACCGCGGGGCGUACACUCACCUCGCCUCUAUCGUUGGCGAAGAUGCCAUCCGAACCGAGCUCCUCUCCCGCUCUCAAUCCACUGACUCCUCGCUCAGCGCUACACCAACAAUCCACGUCCACUGCUUCAGCAAAGACCCUUUCCAACCAGCUCUCGACAUCCUCAAUCGCGCCAAUACCGCCCUUGGCCUCUUCCCCAACUCCCCUCACCGCCUCAAAUCAAAACCAAUCCUUCCACCACCACAAACCUUCGCCGGUCUCCGCAAAUCUUCUUCCCCCUCCUCAUCCAAAAAAGAGGUCGGAAACUAUCUCACAUCUCACCCCGACUACGAGAAGUACAGGAAUGUUGCUGGCCAAAAGGAGUUCAUGGAUCAGGUGGACGGAGAAUGGCAGGAGAGAGAUGGUGGAAAAGCGACGGAAGGGUUAGAGAUUCAUUAUGUUAGGGAUGUAGCUCCGAACAAGCAGAUGUAUUGUUUGAGUUUCCCUUGUCCACUUGAGGUCCUAUGGGCACCGCACCCUUCCGACUCAUCAUAG